GAUCAUUUCUUUUCUGCCAUCGCGGCUGAUAACGUACUUGUACCCGUCACCAAAAAGAAAAUACCGAAAAACAGAAAAGGCAAAAGCACCAACAAGCGAAAUUACGACUACGAAACGAACUCCAUAUUAUUUUCGAUCUUUCACAUCUCUAUUCACUCGCUUGUUUGCUUUCCUUCUCCUUAUCAUCGUUACCUCUUCGUGUCAGGUCUCCAUACACACACCAUAAACAACACCGUGAAGUUCGUGGACCCUAAAAGAAGAGGGUUGAUUCUUUCUUCUUUUCUUCUGCAGUCAAAUUUGUUUCGUAUCUGCAGAAAACCGGCACCUCCAUAUAUAUAUCCUUGUUUUACUUCAAUCCGUGUAGCGGCACUUGUCUCUUCCGAAUACCAACUUGCGCCGCAACCAGCCUAACAGAGAGAAAAAACAAAGCCGUUUUCCGCUGCUGCUGACACUUCAUCACCGAGUCCUACUUAUUGCCUUCCCCAGGAUGCCGACUUCUUCGCGUUUCUGCGCCGUUCUUGCCUGCGUGAUCGCCGUACUGGCGAUAUGCAUCAGUGCAGAAUCCGCCGCGUCGGCGCGCGGGUCUAACACUUUGCUUUCCACUCCACCGCCCCCCAACGCGUCUGUGCUGCCUGCUAUCCGUCCUCUUGCGGGCUUCAUUCCAUCAUCGACCAAGUCCUCGUCUGAUGCGGCCAGCUCUCCCGUGAGCAGCUCUGCCAGCGGUGCGGCGCCAUCGUCGUCGACCAGCUCUCCCGUGAGCAGCUCUGCCAGCGGUGCGGCGCCAUCGUCGUCGACCAGCUCUCCCGUGAGCAGCUCUGCCAGCGGUGCGGCGCCAUCGUCGUCGACCAGCUCUCCCGUGAGCAGCUCUGCCAGCGGUGCGGCGCCAUCGUCGUCGACCAGCUCUCCCGUGAGCAGCUCUGCCAGCGGUGCGGCGCCAUCGUCGUCGACCAGCUCUCCCGUGAGCAGCUCUGCCAGCGGUGCGGCGCCAUCGUCGUCGACCAGCUCGUUGUCCGGUGUGGCCAGUGACGGAGAAGUACUGGCUCGUGUUCUCACCAGCUCCGUCACGAAUGGAGGUGGCGUCCGGACGCUGAAGCCUGUCACGACAACCUCAGCACCGCCUCCGCGCCGCAACAGCGUCACCGGCAUCGUGAAUGCGCGGGUUGCGAUAACCUGUAUCGUGACGGCCUUUGCGGCGGUGCUCCUUGCGUAG
This is a messenger RNA of Leptomonas pyrrhocoris, 1210 nucleotides long. RefSeq lists its product as hypothetical. The transcript has a single exon. The record is from RefSeq and is a predicted model, not a curated record. Lineage: Eukaryota; Euglenozoa; Kinetoplastea; Trypanosomatida; Trypanosomatidae. Bases 488 to 1210 code for a protein of 240 amino acids.